Trifolium pratense (red clover) is the source of this 2104-nucleotide messenger RNA. Its product is annotated as ATP-dependent 6-phosphofructokinase 5, chloroplastic-like. Gene Ontology annotation, cellular component: cytoplasm. Gene Ontology annotation, biological process: fructose 6-phosphate metabolic process; glycolytic process. Gene Ontology annotation, molecular function: 6-phosphofructokinase activity; ATP binding. The record is from RefSeq and is a predicted model, not a curated record. Bases 115 to 1722 code for a protein of 535 amino acids. Lineage: Eukaryota; Viridiplantae; Streptophyta; Magnoliopsida; Fabales; Fabaceae. The transcript is spliced from 13 exons.
AACAAACAAACCCGAAACAACUUGAAAUUAAACCUUUCAUACUUUCUUCUUCGUUCUCUUCAAUUCAAUCACAAUUCUCAUUCUCAUUCUCAUUUUCAUUAAUAAUAAUAAUCAAUGGAUACUCUUUCUCACGUGAUCACCCCUAACAUCACAAUCCUUCAUCAUUCUUCUUCUUCACUUCGUUACUCCAAUAAUUCUCGUCUUUUUCGUUCAUUCAGAGUCACGAACAAUGUUCGUGUUUUUUCUCAGCUUAAGAACCAAAACAACAACACUAUUAACUCUAUUGAUUCAGAUUACGUAAUUGAUUAUAAUGAUCCUGAUUGGAAAUCUAAAUUCAAAGAAGAUUUCGAAGCGCGCUUUCGACUCCCUCAUGUUACUGAUACAUUCCCUGAUGAGGAAUCUAUGCCUUCUACGUUCUGUCUUAAAAUGAGAACUCCUAUGACUAAGGAUUUUCCUGGAAAUUAUCAUUCUGGUGAGGAUUGGCAUGGAUACAUUAAUGAUAAUGAUAGAGUGCUUCUUAAGACAAUAUAUCAUUCAUCACCUACAUCUGCCGGCGCUGAGUGCAUUGAUCCUGGUUGUAAUUGGGUGGAACAAUGGGUUCAUCGAGCUGGACCUCGGAAAAAUAUAUACUUCAAACCAGAAGAAGUAAAGGCAGCCAUUGUUACUUGUGGAGGACUGUGCCCUGGUCUUAACGAUGUCAUUAGACAGAUUGUACUCACACUUGAAAUAUAUGGUGUAACACAAAUUGUUGGAAUUCCUUUUGGCUAUCGCGGCUUUACUGACGCAGAUUUGACAGAAGUACAGCUGUCAAGGAAAGUAGUUCAAAACAUUCAUCUUUCAGGUGGUAGCCUAUUAGGAGUGUCGCGUGGAGGACCUGGAGUUGAUGAAAUUGUCGACAGUUUGGAGGAAAGAGGGAUCAACAUGCUCUUUGUGUUGGGUGGAAAUGGUACACAUGCCGGUGCAAAUGCAAUUCACAAUGAGUGCUGUAAAAGACGACUUAAAGUGUCGGUAAUUGGAGUGCCUAAAACUAUAGACAACGACAUUCUAUUGAUGGACAAAACUUUUGGCUUUGACACGGCUGUUGAAGAAGCACAAAGAGCAAUAAAUUCUGCAUAUAUUGAGGCGCAUAGUGCAUAUCAUGGGAUCGGGAUUGUGAAAUUAAUGGGUCGUAGCAGUGGAUUCAUAGCAAUGCAAUCUUCCUUAGCCAGUGGGCAGAUUGACAUAUGUCUAAUUCCUGAGGUUCCUUUCAAUUUACAUGGACCUCAUGGAGUUUUGAGUCAUCUCAAGUAUCUCAUUGAAUCAAAAGGAUCGGCUGUAGUUUGCGUGGCAGAGGGAGCAGGACAGAAUUUACUUCAAAAAACUAAUGAUACCGAUGCUUCAGGGAAUGUUAAAUUUGGAGACAUUGGCGUUUAUAUCCAGCAAGAGACGAAAAAAUAUUUCAAGGAGAUUGAUGUUCUUGCUGAUGUGAAAUAUAUUGAUCCAACAUACAUGAUCCGGGCGUGUCGAGCAAAUGCUUCAGACGGAAUUUUAUGCACCGUACUUGGACAAAAUGCGGUUCAUGGCGCGUUUGCUGGAUACAGCGGCAUUACAGUAGGCACAUGUAACACACAUUAUGCUUACUUUCCGAUCACCGAAGUAAUAUCGCAUCCUCAGUUGGUGGAUCCAAACAGUCGAAUGUGGCAUCGUUGCUUAACUUCGACAGGCCAACCCGAUUUCAUUUGAUAACAUUCUUAUUUUUAAUUAAUAUAUCAAGAGGCUUGGAAAUUCAGGCUUCCAUAGAUUAUAUCAUAGGAAGAUAGAUUCAAAAGAUAAGUUUUCGUUAAUCAAGCCAUCAUUAUAUAUGGAAUAAUACAGAGGAUAACAUUUCCUCCUUAUUUGGAAAAUUGGUUAUUUUAUUUGUACAGCAAGGCAAAUUCAUAGUCCUGUCAAUUGCAUUGAAAAAAACAAAACUUUAGGAAAUAACCAAGCAUUUUCUGCUUGAUUUUGAUCUAAUGUGACAUUUUUUGUAAUCUAUGAUAAGGGCAAAAUUUAGUGAGAGUACAUAGGAUAUUUAACUGUUGCUUCGUGUUUGUACUCAUGCCUAAGUUAUUGGAUUUUCUGUUCA